AUGAAUAAGCAACAGGCCAACAACCUGGAGGCGACGGUGGCCCCUGGCCCCCACGAUGGCCCAUGUGCUCCCAGGACAAGCCCGGAGCAGGAGCCUCCCGCCGCCGCCGCUGCAGCCGCUGCCGCUUCCGCUGCCCCCCCUGCCGUGCCGCCGACGCCGCGAGUGCCCCGAUCGGUUUCCACUGGUGCCCAAACUUUCCAGUCCCCAGAAGCACGAGCUUGCGAGGCUGAGCGGCCAGGAGUGGGGGCUUGCAAAUUCAGUAGCCAGCGGGCUCCAGGGGCUUCCGCGGCUCUGCGGGACUGGAGCGAGACGCACGAUGCUCAGGGCGCCCCUCCUUCUGCAAGCUCCGGGCCUGGCAAUGCACUGCAUUGUAAGAUUCCGGCUCUACGGGGCCCAGAGGGGGAUGCUAACGUGAGCGUGGGCAAGGGCACCCUGGAGAGGAACAAUACCCGAGCCGUGGGCUGGGUGAAUAUGAGCCAGAGCACCGUGGUGCUGGGCACAGAUGGAAUCACUUCAGUGCUCCCAGGCAGUGUGGCUACUACUACCACCCAGGAGGACGAGCAAGGGGAUGAGAAUAAGGCCCGAGGGAACUGGUCCAGCAAACUGGACUUCAUCCUGUCCAUGGUGGGGUAUGCAGUGGGGCUGGGCAAUGUCUGGAGGUUUCCCUACCUGGCCUUCCAGAACGGGGGAGGUGCUUUCCUCAUCCCCUACCUGAUGAUGCUGGCUCUGGCUGGGUUGCCCAUAUUCUUCCUAGAAGUAUCGCUUGGCCAGUUUGCCAGCCAGGGGCCAGUGUCCGUGUGGAAGGCCAUCCCGGCCCUACAAGGCUGUGGCAUCGCAAUGCUGAUCAUUUCUGUCCUGAUAGCCAUAUACUACAAUGUGAUUAUUUGCUACACACUUUUCUACCUAUUUGCCUCCUUUGUGUCUGUGCUUCCCUGGGGUUCUUGCAACAACCCUUGGAACACACCAGAAUGCAAAGACAAAACCAAACUUUUAUUAGAUUCCUGUGUCAUUGGUGACCAUCCCAAAAUACAGAUUAAGAACUCAACUUUCUGCAUGACUGCCUAUCCCAACUUGACAAUGGUUAACUUCACCAGCCAGGCUAAUAAGACAUUUGUCAGCGGAAGUGAAGAGUAUUUCAAGUACUUCGUGCUGAAGAUUUCUGCAGGGAUUGAGUAUCCAGGGGAAAUCAGGUGGCCACUGGCCUUCUGCCUCUUUCUGGCGUGGGUAAUUGUGUAUGCAUCCCUGGCAAAAGGAAUCAAGUCUUCAGGAAAAGUGGUGUACUUCACGGCCACAUUCCCCUACGUCGUGCUGGUAAUCCUCCUCAUCCGAGGAGUCACCCUACCUGGAGCUGGCGCUGGGAUCUGGUACUUCAUCACCCCUAAGUGGGAGAAGCUCACGGAUGCAACGGUGUGGAAAGAUGCUGCCACUCAGAUUUUCUUCUCUUUAUCUGCCGCCUGGGGAGGCUUGAUCACUCUGUCCUCUUACAACAAAUUCCACAACAACUGCUACAGGGACACUCUAAUUGUAACCUGCACCAACAGUGCCACGAGCAUCUUUGCCGGCUUCGUCAUCUUCUCUGUGAUCGGCUUCAUGGCCAAUGAACGCAAGGUCAACAUCGAGAAUGUGGCAGACCAAGGGCCAGGCAUUGCAUUUGUGGUUUACCCAGAGGCCUUAACCAGGCUGCCCCUCUCUCCAUUCUGGGCCAUCAUCUUUUUCCUGAUGCUCCUCACUCUUGGACUUGACACGAUGUUUGCAACAAUCGAGACCAUCGUGACCUCCAUCUCGGAUGAGUUCCCCAAGUACCUGCGCACUCACAAGCCGGUCUUCACACUGGGCUGCUGCAUUUGCUUCUUCAUCAUGGGCUUUCCCAUGAUCACUCAGGGUGGGAUUUACAUGUUUCAGCUUGUGGACACGUAUGCGGCCUCCUACGCCCUCGUCAUCAUUGCCAUCUUUGAGCUUGUGGGAAUCUCAUAUGUAUACGGCUUGCAAAGAUUCUGUGAAGAUAUAGAGAUGAUGAUUGGAUUUCAGCCAAACAUUUUCUGGAAAGUCUGCUGGGCAUUUGUAACCCCAACCAUUUUAACUUUUAUCCUUUGCUUCAGCUUUUACCAGUGGGAGCCCAUGACCUACGGCUCUUACCGCUACCCCAACUGGUCCAUGGUGCUCGGGUGGCUGAUGCUUGCCUGCUCUGUGAUCUGGAUCCCAAUUAUGUUUGUGAUAAAAAUGCAUCUGGCUCCUGGCAGAUUUAUUGAGAGGCUGAAAUUGGUGUGCUCGCCGCAGCCAGACUGGGGUCCGUUCUUAGCACAGCAUCGUGGGGAGCGUUAUAAGAACAUGAUCGAUCCCUUGGGAACCUCUUCCUUGGGACUCAAACUGCCAGUGAAGGAUUUGGAACUGGGUACUCAGUGCUAG
This is a messenger RNA of Condylura cristata (star-nosed mole), 2406 nucleotides long. RefSeq names its product solute carrier family 6 (neurotransmitter transporter), member 5 (gene SLC6A5). The coding region runs from base 1 to 2406 and encodes 801 amino acids. The transcript has 15 exons. The record is from RefSeq and is a predicted model, not a curated record. Gene Ontology annotation, biological process: glycine import across plasma membrane; sodium ion transmembrane transport; synaptic transmission, glycinergic. Gene Ontology annotation, cellular component: membrane. Gene Ontology annotation, molecular function: glycine:sodium symporter activity. Lineage: Eukaryota; Metazoa; Chordata; Mammalia; Eulipotyphla; Talpidae.